CCGCCUGGAAGAGUUCCGAAUAGUGUUUCGGUAUAAAAGCCACUGCCGGGUCCUGAGUUAGAACAUAAGCAGUUCAGGUGUUCUAACAUCGAAACCUCAACAAUACAAAACAACCAAAACCUCCUCACAAUGAAGUUCAUCGUUGCCGCCGUUGUUCUUGCCCUGGCCGUCGCCUCGGAAGCUAGCUGGCCUGCUGGUCCAUGGGGUCCAUGGGGAGCUACCGUCGUCCAGGCUAACGCUCCAGUGUGGCCUGCUGCCCACUGGGGUGGAGCAUACCCAUACGCCGGUGCUUACGGUGCGUGGCCAGCUGCCGCCGGUCAUUGGGGUGGUGCUUGGCCAGCUGCCGCUCACUGGGGUGCUCCAGCGGCCUCGGUUGCUCACCAUGCCGGAGUUGUUCCCGGAGCUACCUCGGUGACUGCGAACCGUGGUGCCGUCCAUGUUGCUCCUCUGCCCGGACACGCCAUCUCUCAGAAGCAGCUGAAUCUGGCCCCAGCCCCAGGAACUCUCUAAGAUACCAAAACUAAAUCGCCCGAUCGUCAUCCCUAUCCAUAUCAAAUCACAGCAGGAAUAUGCUCAACUCACGUUCACACCCUGAAACCGAACAGACGAACAACUGCCAUGCUUGAAACUGUCAACCCGAAGUUCUGUGACUGUCAAAAGCGAAAAAAAUAUUGUUUACCGUUGUAAAUAUACCUACAUCAAUACUCAGAUAGUGAUUCAACUAA
This is a messenger RNA of Topomyia yanbarensis, 725 nucleotides long. Its product is annotated as adult cuticle protein 1-like. The record is from RefSeq and is a predicted model, not a curated record. The transcript is spliced from 2 exons. The coding region runs from base 130 to 510 and encodes 126 amino acids. NCBI's taxonomy places the organism in Eukaryota, Metazoa, Arthropoda, Insecta, Diptera, Culicidae.